Messenger RNA from Podospora pseudocomata, 2006 nucleotides. RefSeq lists its product as uncharacterized. The coding region runs from base 126 to 416 and encodes 96 amino acids. Lineage: Eukaryota; Fungi; Ascomycota; Sordariomycetes; Sordariales; Podosporaceae. The record is from RefSeq and is a predicted model, not a curated record. The transcript has 4 exons.
CGAAUGGAAGAACGGAGCAUGCAGCCACACUGAUCACCAAAUUCCGCAAAAUACCAUCCAUCACGUUGAGCUCUUGAUUGUUAUUUCACCACUGCUGUAGCUUUGGACUUCCAUGCCCAUCAUAUAUGUCUCGACCCAAUGAUCUUUUUAGGGAAGAACGGGGUCAUACAGAUAGAAUCCCCGAGUCUCGGUGGGAGGAAUUCAAAGACCAGAUAGUCGCCAAGUACCGAACAUCGACGAUUGAUGCCACAAAGAAAUACAUGGAAAGAGAGUUCAACUUCAAGGCUAGUCGUCGACAAUAUGUUCAUCGUCUCGGGAGGGCCAAAUGGAAUAUCAGCAAGUACAAAGGGGGACAACUUUCUGCUGCUCCGUAUGAAAAACCUCAACAUGCCCCCUGUACACUCUUGGACGACUAACAAGUGAUAGAGCCUAUCAAACUUCUGCACCAAGCCCACAGGCAACUUCUCCAAGGGACGAUAAUGACCCCGAGGCAACAUCCACUGCUCUGGCGGGGCCAUCAGUCUCAAAUAUUACCGCCUUCAAUCCUCAUUCCGAACACCCUGUUUCAUACCACGAGCCGAGAAUGACUACUUCAAGGCAUAAAGAUAGUCCGAAACUCGUGAACCCUCGCGUACAUGUCGGCAUGCCGGAACCUGGCAGGGAGGGUGACCAGCUUCACGGAGUUGGAACGACCGUGUUCUACGCAUGCCCCUUUCGAAAGCGAAAUCCUCAUAGGUUCAAUAUCAGAGAUUACCAAUUCUGUGCUAUUGACGGAUUCAAUAGUAUCAGGCUAGUUGUCGACCAUGUGUUACAGAUGCACUCUCAGGAGCACCGCUGUCCAAGAUGUCACGUCUUUUUUACCAGUCGGGGAUUGCUUGAGACACAUGCACAGUUACCGCCAGAAGAAAUGUGCCAGGUAGUUUCAGAGCGCCAGUUUAGUUUUGAAGAUGGAGUGGGCUUUGAGCAGGCCUGGAGUCUCAAGGAGCACAUGGCAUCAGAAACAAUGACGUGGCAGACUCUGUGGAAUAUUCUCUUUCCUGAAGACCCAAACUACAACAUCCCGCCGCCGAGUUAUCAGCCCGUUAUUGAAGACUUUGAGAUCGAACAGAGCUUUAGAGAGCACGCCGAGAAGCGGAUCAUCCCAAUACUAUCGGACCUACAAGAUCUUGCGGCCAAUUUAUCACAGGAUACAAACAAGUCUUGGAUCAUGGCAAAGAUUGACGAGGCAAUCUCCGAAACUAGGCAGUUGAGCAAGUUGAGCGAGCAAGAUGCAAAUUUCUGAAGGAAGGGCCUGCUGCAACUGAGAGCCUAGCAUCAGACCACACAGUAAAUUGGCUCCGGUGUUCCAAUAUGAAGAACAUGUGCUCUUCGUGCUUUCAUGGAGUUGGGACGAUGUUGGGUUGAUUAGGGGAAAUGGAGAUGUAUAUUCGGAUACCUCACACCAAUGCCAUUAUGUCGAGCAUUUUUCAAUGACCGUUGGAACCACCAGGUCCGUCAAGCUCAGGCUGGAUACAACUUGAGACCACCCUUUCGGUAGUUCAGAGGGCACAGAGUCAAUGGAAACGAUGCAUACCAAAAGACCUUGCGGCACAACAACCCCCCUUUCUCGGAAACAGGUCCCGAUAAAGAGGGACCAAGAGCGAGGGGACAUCCCCGUUCGACACUAAUAAUUCACGCCUCACAUAUGCAUCAGAGACACAAAAAUCCAAGAGAGUGAUGUGUGUGUAUGUGCCACAAUGAUGCCGUGGGCUGUUUUGGUACUGGUCAGCCUCCUGAGUUUAAAGGAACGUCUUCACCUUUGGAUGAUAACAAAGUGCAUACACUCGACACACCGCCUGCAAGCUCUGUUUCUCGGUGUGACAGUUGAGAAGCAUUGCAUAUUUCGAGGUAGGUGUCUUGGGUGUCAACAUCAUCUCGAUCAGAAUGUGAUUCUAGCUAGCGAUUUCCCCGCAAGCCACACAUCCAGGUGUCUGCAAUCCUCCAAAGAUGAUGGCCGAGAUUACCAC